AUGAUCAGCAUUAUGUUCAGAAGUAUGCUGAAAUUUGUGAAAAAGAAAGCUUCUGGGACUAAUUCACUGCAAAAUGUUGAGAUAUCGAGACCUACGAAUUUGAUUGUUUCAAAACAUAAAUUGGUUCGAACCGACACAGACUUUAUUCUUGUUAUGGAAGAUGAUAAAAUUAUUGGAAUCCUUGAUAAAAGGGAUCUUGAAUUGGCAGUUGUUCCGACUGAUAUCGCUCCAUCUCUAUCUUCCAUUUCUCCUCCAUCAUCAUCAGUUUUGCCCACUGAUUCUCAGACGUACCUGGCACCAGAUAGCAUUCGAUCAAUUGGAGAACGUACCCCCCUUCCAUUGUCAUCACCAACUGGAGUCUCACCGAGUCAAUAUAAAACAUUGCCAGCCGGCUUUGGAGCUAAACACCAAUCGAACAUUCCACGUUUUCAGUGGCAAUCCUCACAGAAUAAUAUGACCAGUUAUGGGGAACAAGGCUCAAGCUAUCGGUCUACAAGUGUGGAACAACUUUUUUCGCCUCCGAUUCUCUCCGCAAAUGGUCGUAAUCGUUCUGAAUCUGCUCUCCGACCACAGGGAAGUCAUAAAUAUGACACGAUAUCGUUCUCACCGUCAUCGAAUCAAUUUCCGGGUUCAUCUAGUGCACAAUGCAAUGUCGAGAUUCGUUUGGGCGAUGAUCGUACACCACCUCCACCGCCAAAUCGUGCUCCACCAGCACCAUUGAGCUUCACGCGAUGCCACAACACGAUUGUCCAUCCAGAAUGCUCUUUUCAGCUAGAUUACACUGAAGUGCAAACUGUUUCUGUUGAAGAUCCGGAUUUGAAAGAUAUGUCUCUUGAAGAGAUGAGGAGGCAUGCAGAAGACAUUGAAUCCUAUAUUCAGGAUCAAGUAAAACAACAGUGGAGCCAGCAGAAAAACGAAACGGAGAAAUGGAUCGAACAAAUAGCUGGAAAGGUCGCCAAGACCGAGACAAUGAAUACCAUCAGAUUGGAAAUGACAAAUAAGAAACGUCCAUCACUAUCACAAGCUUUUCUUCCAUUUGAAUCAGAUACGAGCUCACAAUCCACAGAUCCAACAGAUCCGGAACCACAUAAUGGUUAUGAAAAAUUAUACACCUCCAGAGACAAAGCAGUUAUCAAGCGUCAGGGGACCAACGAAUCUGAAGGGGAUAUCGAGGAUAUGAGAUUUUAAUUAAACUUUAAAACAAAACAUUUGACAUGAAGUUUCAUUUUUGGCGGUGUUCAUAUAACAAAAUAAGAAUUUAAUCAUC
Caenorhabditis elegans is the source of this 1267-nucleotide messenger RNA. Its product is annotated as CBS domain-containing protein. The coding region runs from base 1 to 1188 and encodes 395 amino acids. The record is from RefSeq and is marked reviewed. The transcript is spliced from 5 exons. Lineage: Eukaryota; Metazoa; Nematoda; Chromadorea; Rhabditida; Rhabditidae.